GUCUGAUAUGCUACACAUAAUGGGAAGAUCUUCGUCUUUUGUUUUCCUCUUGUUACUUCAUUGCUUCAUGGCCUGCUUAGUUUGGAGUGAUACAAAUAUCAUUACUGACAAAUCUGCACUUCUUGCCUUUAAAUCCUUUAUCACUUCAGAUCCACACAAUUUCUUAGCUAAUUGGUCUGUCUCUUUUUCUCCAUGCAGCUGGAUUGGUAUCACAUGCAAUACUCGUCAUGGAAGAGUCCACUCCUUGAAUCUUGGUGGCAUGGAUCUUAAGGGUACCAUAUCUCCACAACUAGGAAAUCUCUCGUUCCUUGUUGAACUUAACCUCAGUGACAACGAUUUUCAUGAUCAAAUACCAAAUGAGCUAGUUCAAUUGCGUAGAUUGGAACUACUCAAUUUGAGCUACAAUGACUUCCAUGGGCCAGUUCCGGCAUGGAUGGGAGAUUUAUCUUCACUUGAGCAGCUAAAUCUUAGAAAUAAUAGUCUUAAUGGAUUUAUUCCACUAUCUCUAUUCAAUCUGUCAAGGUUGGAGACUUUGAAUUUGGUUUCUAAUUCCAUUGAAGGGACUAUUCCACUUGAGGUGGGAAGACUUCAGCGGUUGAGCACUUUAGAUCUUGGAGCUAACAAACUUUCAGGAAACAUUCCCAACACAAUCUCAAACUUAUCUUCACUGGAGUUAUUGAGUUUGUCUCAUAACAAUUUGUCAGGGAGCAUCCCAAGUGAGAUUGGGAAUCUUUCACAACUGAAGAAACUG
This is a messenger RNA of Neltuma alba, 751 nucleotides long. Its product is annotated as probable LRR receptor-like serine/threonine-protein kinase At3g47570. The annotation marks the transcript as partial. Lineage: Eukaryota; Viridiplantae; Streptophyta; Magnoliopsida; Fabales; Fabaceae. The record is from RefSeq and is a predicted model, not a curated record. The transcript has 2 exons. Gene Ontology annotation, molecular function: protein binding.